CCACCUUCCAAAUAAAUAGACCGUUCGUUUCUAUUUUCCUCCAAACCCAUGCCCUUAUAUAAAACCCUAUCCUCUUUGCGAGAGUUUUCACAAUCUCCUCUCUCUAUCUGUCUCUCUCUGUCUAUCUCUCUCCGAUUUCAAGAAGGAUUUCUAAUGGCUGUUCAAGCACAAUAUCCGUCCUCCAAUGCUUUUAGAGCACGGGAAGGAGUUUUCGAUGAGUUACAGCUGCCGCACCGCGAAAACCAGAACGGGAAUCUUUUGAAGGGCUACAGCAAUUACGCCGUGCAACCUCAGAUUUUGAAUGGAACGGUUUUCAGUGAGCCGGGAAGCGAACUGACCUGUAAUGCGUCUGGAUCUCGCAAGAGAAGCCGCGUCGAUCAAAUGCCUCUUCCGAAGCCGCAGAUUUCGCAGUUCCUUAAUAAAGCUCCCGAAAAGGCAGCAGCUGCUGGGAUUUCUACAGGUUUACAACUCUCUUACGAAGAUAAUCGAUUGAUUGAAUCGGCGGCCACAUCGACUAGCGGAAGAUCUGCUGUAAUUUCUCCAAUGCUUCUCUCUCAAGAUCUUGUCUCCUGCUUCUACAACGAAAGUAUUGAAAUAGAUGCGUUAAUACGACUCCAGAACGAGAAGCUACGAUCUGGAUUGGAAGAGACGCGACUAAGCCAUUACAGAUCUAUGCUUUUGAUGCUGGAGCAAAAGUCAUUGAAGUGUCUAAGGGAAAAGGAGAGAGAACUCGAUAACGCUCGACGCCGGAACGCGGACCUAGAAGAGAAGGUGAAGCAGAUGAGCGCUGAGAAUCAGAUCUGGUUUCACAUGGCGAAAAACAACGAAGCGAUCGUUUCAAAUCUACGGUCGAGCCUCGAGCAGGUCCUGCUCCACAACUCCGCCACCACGAAAGAGGGCUACGGCGAUAGCAGCGACGGCCUCACUCUAGUCGCAGACGACGCCGUGUCAUGCUGUUACGAAGAUGUGGAAGAAAGAACCGACACAGCACAGGAGAAUCGGGCGUUGAAAUAUCGGAGAACGUGCAAGUCGUGCCGGGUAAAUGAGGUAUCGGUACUGUUGCUCCCGUGCCGGCAUCUUUGCUUGUGCAAGGACUGCGAGUCGAAGAUGGAUUCGUGCCCAAUAUGCAUGUCGAUGAGGAACGCGAGCCUUCAGAUCUUCAUGUCGUGAUUUCCCGCCAUUCGUACCUGGAUUUUGCCUGGCAGCUAAGGUUUUUUGAAUUUUCCUUUUUGAUCUUUGGUAUGGGCUUUUGACGUAGGCUGUAUAGUUUCUGUUAUGUACGGAUUGGCCCUUUUUCAGUGAAUCGCCUGAAAAAAUUUCCCGUGCAUGGCGAUUACAUGAUUAGUAAAAAUCUCUUCUUUUUAUCUCC
This is a messenger RNA of Magnolia sinica, 1369 nucleotides long. Its product is annotated as probable BOI-related E3 ubiquitin-protein ligase 3. Bases 49 to 1170 code for a protein of 373 amino acids. The transcript has 4 exons. The record is from RefSeq and is a predicted model, not a curated record. Gene Ontology annotation, molecular function: ubiquitin-protein transferase activity. Lineage: Eukaryota; Viridiplantae; Streptophyta; Magnoliopsida; Magnoliales; Magnoliaceae.